AUGGGAGACAUAAGACCAAAUUUGGCUUCAAGAACCAGGGGAACAGGCUUAACAAAGGCAGUGUCAGCUCUCGCCCUGGGGCUGGAUGACUUGAAGUUGAGAGUAAGGACAGAGAAGGAUCUGCCGCUCAAGCUCAUAUUCACAACCAUGAAUUUGGUGCCUUUCAGGAUCAGUGCCAAGGGAUUUAGCUGGCUGGAGGGCUACAGCCGUUGCCUAGAGCCCUGCAAGGAAUCGGGGGAGCUGAGGAAACACCAGUGCCAAAGCUUUUGUGAGCCUCUCUUCCCCAAGAAGAGCUACGAAUGCUUGACCAGCUGUGAGUUCCUCAAAUACAUCCUGUUGGUGAAGCAGGGGGACUGCCCGGCUCCUGAGAAAGCCAGUGGAUUUGCAGCCGCCUGUGUUGAAAGCUGCGAAGUUGACAAUGAGUGCUCUGGGGUGAAGAAAUGUUGUUCAAAUGGGUGUGGACACACCUGCCAAGUACCCAAGACUCUGUACAAAGGUGUCCCCCUGAAGCCCAGAAAAGAGUUACGAUUUACAGAACUGCAGUCUGGACAGCUGGAGGUUAAGUGGUCCUCGAAAUUCAAUAUUUCCAUUGAGCCUGUGAUCUACGUGGUACAAAGAAGAUGGAAUUAUGGAAUCCAUCCUAGCGAAGAUGAUGCCACUCAUUGGCAGACAGUGGCCCAGACCACAGAUGAGCGAGUUCAACUGACUGACAUAAGACCCAGCCGAUGGUACCAGUUUCGGGUGGCUGCUGUGAAUGUGCACGGAACUCGAGGCUUCACUGCCCCCAGCAAACACUUCCGUUCUUCCAAAGAUCCAUCUGCCCCACCAGCGCCGGCUAACCUCCGGUUGGCCAACUCCACCGUCAACAGUGAUGGGAGUGUGACCAUCACUAUCGUUUGGGAUCUCCCUGAGGAGCCGGACAUCCCUGUGCAUCACUACAAGGUCUUUUGGAGCUGGACGGUCAGCAGUAAGUCUCUCGUCCCAACGAAGAAGAAGCGGAGAAAGACUACGGAUGGGUUUCAAAAUUCUGUGACCCUGGAGAAACUCCAGCCAGACUGUGACUAUGUUGUGGAAUUGCAAGCCAUAACGUACUGGGGACAGACACGGCUGAAGAGUGCAAAGGUGUCCCUUCACUUCACAUCCACACAUGCAACCAACAACAAAGAACAGCUUGCGAAAACUAGAAAAGGUGGAAUUCAAACACAACUCCCUUUUCAAAGACGACGACCCACUCGCCCGCUGGAAGUUGGAGCUCCCUUCUAUCAGGAUGGCCAACUGCAAGUUAAAGUCUACUGGAAGAAAACAGAAGAUCCUACUGUCAACCGAUAUCAUGUGCGGUGGUUUCCCGAAGUGUGUGCCCACAACAGAACAACCGGAUCAGAGGCAUCAUCUGGCAUGACCCACGAAAAUUAUAUAAUUCUUCAAGAUCUGUCAUUUUCCUGUAAGUAUAAGGUGACUGUCCAAGCAAUACGGCCAAAAGGUCACUCCAAGGCAGAGGUCAUUUUCUUCACUACUCCACCAUGCUCUGCUCUUAAGGGGAAGAGCCACAAGCCCGUUGGCUGCCCUGGCGAAGCAGGUCAUGUUCUUUCUAAGGUGCUAGCUAAGCCUGAGAACCUUUCUGCUUCAUUCAUCGUCCAGGAUGUGAACAUCACGGGUCACUUUUCUUGGAAGAUGGCCAAGGCCAAUCUCUAUCAGCCCAUGACUGGGUUUCAAGUGACUUGGGCUGAGGUCACUACGGAAAGCAGACAGAACAGCCUACCCAACAGCAUUAUUUCACAGUCCCAGAUCCUGCCUUCCGAUCACUAUGUCCUAACAGUGCCCAAUCUGAGACCGUCUACUCUUUACCGACUGGAAGUGCAAGUGCUGACCCCAGGAGGGGAGGGGCCGGCCACCAUCAAGACGUUCCGGACGCCGGAGCUCCCACCCUCUUCACCACACAGAUCUCAUCUUAAGCAUCGUCAUCCACAUCAUUACAAGCCUUCUCCAGAAAGAUACUAAACUGUUCAAAAAGAGUUUUUGAAAUUGGACAGAUGUGUAAGCUUGUUGAACUUCAGCCA
Messenger RNA from Piliocolobus tephrosceles (Ugandan red Colobus), 2057 nucleotides. It is a transcript of the gene ANOS1, whose product is annotated as anosmin 1. Lineage: Eukaryota; Metazoa; Chordata; Mammalia; Primates; Cercopithecidae. The transcript has 14 exons. The coding region runs from base 1 to 1998 and encodes 665 amino acids. Gene Ontology annotation, molecular function: protein binding; peptidase inhibitor activity. Gene Ontology annotation, cellular component: extracellular region; cell surface. The record is from RefSeq and is a predicted model, not a curated record. Gene Ontology annotation, biological process: neuron differentiation.